AUGGGAAUAAGGAAUGAGUCGAUUUCGUGUAUUAUGGCAGGUGUCUAUAUGAGAAAGAAGGCGAAUUGCUUACCUGAGGCAUUCACUACAUUAGUUUACACACCU
Molecule: messenger RNA, 105 nt
Organism: Anisakis simplex (herring worm)
Lineage: Eukaryota; Metazoa; Nematoda; Chromadorea; Rhabditida; Anisakidae
Source: the annotation of a GenBank genome assembly